GAGAGGAGGGAGCAUUCGCGAGGUGAGAUGCUUAGUGCUUCCCUCGGAAGGCCAGCAUGUCAAUGAGGGACGGCCAUCUGGAAAUCACUGCUUAAGACACAGAAACCAGCUGCAGCUCUUGCAGGGUACACUUGCUCAAUCACAGGGCAACAAAGGGACGGAUGCUUUUUCUGUCGCUCGGGCCAUUAUACUACACAUAUCAGCACUGACACAGUCUAUUGGAGAGCUGCUAUAUGCAAUUGCUAAAAAUUUACGCGGUUGACUGCAUCAGACUUCAAUUUAAGUAAUGGAGCUGGAGCACUUUGACGAGCGGGAGAAAGCCCAGAGAAACACCCGCAGAGGCUCCAGGAACAACGGGCUGCCGAGCCCCACUCACAGUGCCCACUGUAGUCUGUACAGGACCCGGACACUGCAGUCCCUGGCCUCGGAGAAGAAGGCCAAGAAGGUCCGCUUUUACCGCAACGGAGACCGCUACUUCAAAGGGAUUGUCUACGCUAUUUCCCAGGACAGGUUUCGGUCUAUAGACGCCCUGUUAGCCGAUCUGACCCGCUCCCUGUCAGAUAAUGUGAACUUGCCCCAGGGGGUCCGGACCAUCUACUCUAUUGACGGGACCAAAAAGAUAUUGGGCAUGGAGCAGCUGGAGGAAGGCGAGAGCUAUGUGUGUGGCUCCAUAGAGCCAUACAGGAAGCUGGACUACACUAAGAAUGUCAACCCCAACUGGUCAGUUGGGGUGAAGACAGCUGCCUCUGCACGUGGCCCCCCCUCCCUGGGCAGUGCCAAGGCUGGGGCCCCGGAGACCAGGGAGAGUAAGGACUUCAUCCGGCCCAAACUGGUCACCAUCAUCCGGAGCGGGGUGAAGCCUCGAAAGGCCGUCCGCAUCCUCCUCAACAAGAAGACGGCCCACUCCUUCGAACAGGUCCUCUCUGACAUCACAGACGCCAUCAAGAUGGACUCUGGGGUCGUCAAGAGACUGUACACCGUGGAUGGGAAGCUGGACUCUGUGGACGAUGACCAUUCGGUAUGCUGUGGUCCAGAGAACUUUCGCUACCAAAAUGACUUCCUCUUAGAUGAGAAGUGUAGGGUGGUGAAGUCGACGUCAUACGGUCGGAUCUCCUCUCUGCUGGGACGCUACUCACCCAGAGGAGGAGGCUCACGCCGAAGCUCAGGUUCAGCCAAUGGGACGGCAGGCAGUCAGCUGUCGACUCCUCGCUCAGGGAAGUCCCCCAGCCCCUCUCCUACCAGGUCCCAACACAGUGGCUCGUCCCUGUCUCUAGCCUCCACCAAGGUGUGUAGCUCCAUGGAUGAGGGAGACGGAGCAGGUAGUGAAGCGGAGCUGAACCUGCUGAGUGAUGAAUGUCCCUCCGUCCCUCCGUCCAUCGCUGAGAGGUACAAGGUGGGGAGGACUUUAGGUGACGGUACCUUUGCUGUGGUCAGAGAGUGUGUGGAGAGAUGUACCGGCAGAGAAUACGCCCUGAAGAUCAUCAACAAAGGCAAAUGUAGGGGAAAGGAGCACAUGAUCCAGAAUGAGGUGUCCAUCCUCCGUCGUGUCAAACACCCCAACAUCGUUCUGCUGAUCGAGGAAAUGGACACCUACAGUGAGCUUUACCUAGUCAUGGAGCUGGUCAAGGGGGGUGACCUGUUUGAUGCCAUCACUUCCUCUAGUAAAUACACAGAGAGAGAUGCUAGUGGGAUGCUUUAUAACCUGGCCAGUGCCAUCAAGUACCUGCACAGCCUCAACAUCGUGCACAGAGACAUCAAACCUGAGAACCUGCUGGAUGAUGGCCGAUUAGUGAACGACCAGCAGCUCUCUGUGGCUGGGAAGAUUAAGAAACACUUCAACACUGGUCCUAAAGCCUGCAGCACCACUGCUGGAGUGUCUGUUAUCACAACCACCCCUCUUGAUAAGGAGCGGCAGGAUUUCAGACUAAGACACCAGCAGGAUGUGAGGUUGAAGCCCCGCCCCCGCCCCCAACCAACCGGCUUCCCCACCAGUGCCAGCCAACGCUCUGCCCACAGCUCCAAUGACCCUGCCCUCUCUCCCGCUGACUUUACCUCAGAGUCAGAAGAUUACUCCCCCAGCCCCUCCCCCACCUCUCCUAGCUCCGCUGACACCGUCCGCUCCCCCACCUCCCCCUUCUAGACCCCGAAGGAAGAGAGCGAGGAGAGGAGGAUGGAGAGAGAACGAGGAAGGACAGGGGGCACAUAUCCCUGUACUAACACUGGCCCAUGUCCCUGUAUUCACGACGACAGUCUGUCAAGAUGCCUGCCAAUUACUUAAACAUUGAUUUGUCAUUCCGGCUACAGUGUCAGUUAACCCUAAGAUACACUGGGGUCAGAGCCAUGCAUAGAGAUCAGUUAGGGUGGGGUUAGGGUUAAAGGGUAGAGGUUAGGGUCAAGGUUAAAGGUGUAUUCUGGAUGGGUUCUGCUCUGGCCCUGAGAGGUUACUAAGGCUGAGAAUCUGUAUCUCCUUAUCUUUUUAAGACACCACACAGACAUACAAUAGUUAAGCCUUAUUUCAGGAAAAUACUGAAUAAUGGUCCACUGAGGUCCCCUGGUGUUGGGAGGUGAGUACUGCAGGCCAACCAACCUGCUAACAGGACAGCUUAAACUGGAACACAACUAACCUACAGAUCAAAAUCUUCCAUUCAACUUGACGGGACCUCAUACGCCCUAAAUAUAGCAUCUUAAGUAUUUAUGUGAUUAAACAUACAUUUUGAAAAUAAUAAUGAUAAUAAUAAUGACUUUGGGUCCUUGAAAAGCGCUAUAUAAACAAAAUACCAUGUAUUAUUCAUUUUGAAAAUGUAUGCAUCAAGUCAGGUAUCUAUUUGUGUGAAGUUAUAUUGCACCCAAUUCAUUACAACUUGUACAGUUAAUUCUGUAGAAAACCACGUUCAAGUGAAAAGAUGUCAUCUCAGCUUCAGAACGCUCAAUAAGACAUGCUGUAUGAUGCUGUAUGAUGCUGUAUGAUGCUGUAUGAUGCAUGUAACGUGAAGAUAUAAUCUAUGUGUGUCUAGAAGGACAUGUGGCUACGGUCAUGUCCACUCCAGUCCACUUUUAUUUAUCAAACUAUCUAGUGUUCAGCUAUUCUCCAGUUCUUGGUGCUGUUGUAGACAUAAUAUACUACACACUUUACAGAGGACCAGAGAGGGGCGCUAGAAGCUAUCCAGGCAUUCUGCUAUACCAUAUGGAUUGGUUGAUUGAUUGUGUUUUUGUCCAUGACUGUUAUGCCAGUGUGCCAGUUCAUGUACAGUCCUCAUUUAAUGGACUAUGAAAAAGGUUGUGUAUUUGGUAGAGUAUUAACAGCCAUUUUCAUGGCUUUUUAUUAUGGUACAAAAUUGGCCUUGUUUCAGUUAAUAUGUUAAUAUGUUGAUAGUGAAAGAAUUACCUAUUUAAAGUACAAUUAUUGGCCUGAACACAAUGGAUCAAGUGCAAUUAGGUUCUGGAUCUCUUACCAACAUUAGACAGCACAGACUUUUUCAAGCUAUUGUUAACUAUAAACAAUACAUACAUUGUGAAUGUAUGUCAGAACAGAGGUGUUAUGGCAGCGUCUUUCAGUGCCGCCUGAGUUUUCAGCUUGCUGUGUGUAAGCCAGGGGUUGGAACCGGUUCAGGGAACAGAACUAAAAACCGGAAAAUCAUGCAUUUCAAAACAAGAUGCCCAGCACUUCAAGCCUCCUCCUCCACCCUCUCACUCUCUUCCCAUCCGCAACACUUCAGUCACAUCUCACUCCCUACAAUUGUCUGCCCAAUGCAUGUAAACAACUAUAGCUUGCCCGCUCCAUAGCAAGCUGCUAUAUCCGCACUGAUUGGUAAAGUAAUUUAAUGUUGAGUUAUAUGUUUAAAAAAACUAUGAUUGCGGUUUAAAAAAGGAACAGAAAGGUAUGAUAUAAACUGCUACUAGUUUGGGGGUUCAAACUGGUUCAGAACUUUAUUUUGCUGGUCAGAACAAUGGAAUUGAACAAAAAAAAUUGUUUUGUUAAAAAAGAUGCGAUUGGAAAAUAAUUUUGGUUCCAACCCCUGGUGUAAGCACAGUGAGUUGGCAGGUCUAAAAAGAGAAGCACAGUGAGUUGGCAGGUCUAGAGAGAGAGAGAAGCACAGUGAGUCGGCAGGUCUAGAGAGAGAAGCACAGUGAGUUGGCAGGUCUAGAGACAGAGAGAAGCACAGUGAGUUGGCAGGUCUAGUAAGAGAAGCACAGUGAGUUGGCAGGUCUAGAGAGAGAGAGUAAGCAUAGUGAGUUGGCAGGUCUAGAA
Salvelinus sp. IW2-2015 is the source of this 4249-nucleotide messenger RNA. The record is from RefSeq and is a predicted model, not a curated record. NCBI's taxonomy places the organism in Eukaryota, Metazoa, Chordata, Actinopteri, Salmoniformes, Salmonidae.